UUUACACUCGUUGCCCGUAGUCGCUAGCACGUCAGCUUGACGCGGAGGCAUGUGGAUGGCAUCCGUGUCUCCGUCUAUAUAAGCACGGAGAGGGGGUGGAGGAACACGCAGAUCCGCGCACGUCUCUUGAGUCUUCUUCUUCCUUCUCGUCUUCGGAUCACACAGCGGUGCGUGCUAGGCGAGACAGCGGGAGCAGAGCAGGGGAGUGGGGCAGGGGCAUCAUGUUGGAAGGGAAGGCGAUGGUGGAGGACACGGACAUGCCGGCGAAGAUGCAGGCGCAGGCGAUGGCGGCGGCGUCCAGGGCCCUCGACCGCUUCGACGUCCUCGACUGCCGGAGCAUCGCGGCCCACAUCAAGAAGGAGUUUGACACGAUCCAUGGACCGGGAUGGCAAUGCGUGGUGGGCUCCAGCUUCGGCUGCUACUUCACGCACAGCAAGGGGAGCUUCAUCUACUUCCGGCUCGAGUCGCUCAGGUUCCUCGUCUUCAAAGGGGCGGCAGCAUAGCAAAGCAGGCUGGUAACAUCACGGCCAGGAAAAUCAGAUGCACCGUGCUAUUUUCUCCUCCGGCUUUUGUGGAGGGCGACUAGGUGGCGCCGCAGCCGGCACGGCGGAUGGCGUGUGCGUGCGUAUGUGAAAUUAGUUGGGUGUAUACGGUAGUAGAUGUAACAUUGAGCAAGAAUGCAAACAGUGGAAUUCAUCUCUGGUCAAAUUGCUUUUAUGUACGAAAUCCAAAUGGAUGGAUGCUAGUGAUGUGUAAAUCGAAACUUGAAAACUGGGGACAAUUUUAAUCCAUUAUUAGCAGCGAA
This is a messenger RNA of Setaria italica (foxtail millet), 805 nucleotides long. Its product is annotated as dynein light chain LC6, flagellar outer arm. Lineage: Eukaryota; Viridiplantae; Streptophyta; Magnoliopsida; Poales; Poaceae. The coding region runs from base 222 to 503 and encodes 93 amino acids. The record is from RefSeq and is a predicted model, not a curated record. Gene Ontology annotation, molecular function: dynein intermediate chain binding; dynein light intermediate chain binding. Gene Ontology annotation, cellular component: dynein complex. Gene Ontology annotation, biological process: microtubule-based process. The transcript is spliced from 2 exons.